GAGUGUGCGCGAGAAUCACAAGCAGCAUCUGCGGAAGUGACGAGCAGCAGCCCGUUGCGGAGUGACAAUCAAAAUCUCAUCAACAUAAAAGGAGCAAGGUGCCUCUCCACUGCCUGUGCUAAAAUGAAACUGAUAUGCAACUGUUGAUAGCACUUCUUAUAACAGCUCAAAUUGCACAGGGAUGGAAGAGCCAGUUCGCGCGUGUCAACAAGACCAAAAGGCUGGCGGUCAAGGUGAAAAACAAGACGUUGGAUCUGUACAGUAAAGAGGAGUGGACUGCCAUGCUCAAGUCCCUGCAGCCAAAACUUGACGGGCCUGUUGUCAAAAUAAUUAAUGACUCAAUGUCGACAAAAUCCGACGAUAUAGAGCUGGGCAUGCGGAUAAUCAAAGGGCGCAGCAGCUCCCGUGGACAAAAUCCUUACCAAGUGGGAAUUCUGAUCGGCGAAGACAGUUUUUGUGGCGGCGCUUUAAUCUCUGGCAAUUUUGUCAUCACCGCCGCUCACUGUUUAGAGGGAAACUCGUUUACAGUAAUACUAGGAGCACAAAAUCGGAGUGGCUUUGAGACGGGCAGAAUGACUAUUGAAACGAGCAGGAUUAUUAUGCACCCCAAGUGGAACAGCGAUCUGGUCGUCAACGACCUCGCCCUGCUGCCAUUGCCUUAUCCCAUACCGGAAUCUAAUUUCAUUAAAAGUAUAAGACUUCCAAAGCGGUCUUCUGCAACAGCAAGUUUAGACAACAAUAACGUCACUGUCUGCGGAUGGGGCAAAACCUCUGACGAGGAUGCAGCUCCAGCAUCUAAUUUAGCUUGCGCAAGAACCAGACUCAUCAGUAACGCAGAGUGCACUAAAUUGUACGGGUCAGCGAGUUUCAAAUCAACCAAUUUGUGCGGCAGAGGCUUAAAUCAGCAGUCAACAUGCAGCGGUGACAGUGGCGGGCCUGUAGUCUUGACAGAACGGGACAAACUGCCCACGCUGAUCGGAAUUGUGUCUUACGGCGCUGCUGCGAGUUGCGAGGACGGCUACCCUGAUGUCUUCACCAGAGUUUCGAGCUAUUUGAGCUGGAUCACAAAUGUAACCGGAAUAGCAGUUAGGCGUUAAAUCGUGCACUACUACGGUUCCUCGGUGAUAAAUGUUUGAUUGUCCGCGUAAAAAUUCAAUAAAAAAAAACA
Messenger RNA from Cloeon dipterum, 1168 nucleotides. RefSeq names its product brachyurin-like. The transcript has 7 exons. Gene Ontology annotation, molecular function: serine-type endopeptidase activity. Lineage: Eukaryota; Metazoa; Arthropoda; Insecta; Ephemeroptera; Baetidae. The coding region runs from base 135 to 1097 and encodes 320 amino acids. Gene Ontology annotation, biological process: proteolysis. The record is from RefSeq and is a predicted model, not a curated record.